AUGACGCUAACCGGACCAACCGCGCCCCUUCUCACCGCCCCCUCCGGCGUGCUGCGGUCCCGGGCCCUGAGGCUCCGGGCCGAUCGGCCCCGCCUCUCCCCGCCCGACGCGGUGCGGCCCCGCCUCUCCACCCUCCGCCGGCGGCAGCGCGCAGCCAUGGAGGCACCGCACGGCGCGGGGCCGCUGCCCUCCGCCCGCCUCCGCGCUGCCGUGCAGCCGCACUGCCGGCUGCCUGCUGCCCGAGCCCAGCGGGGGCCGCCGUACAGCGCGCAGGGGGAGCUGGGUGCAGAGCCGGGCCCUGGCAGAGAGCAGCCCCUCGCCCCAGGCUGUGACACGCAGACAGGCUGCUCCAAGCUGGGCACCUCAAACCAGGAGUAUUACCUGAAGCUGGAAGAGCUGAAGAAUGCCCACUUGGAGACAAUGGCAAAAUUAGAAAGCAUGUAUCGGAACAAGCUGUAUUUACAAGGAGUACAGCCCUUGGAGAGGAGCAAUGCUAACAGUGCUACUUCCAAGGUCUGCUGUAGGCCAACCUGGGAGAAGAGUGCAUAUCAGCCUCUAAAUUUGCCCAGAUCCUUCUCUGACUCCAGCAUAAGCAAUCCCUUAGGCUCAGGUGCAUCCGGUGGGUCCGACAAAGAACUAGCAUCUGAGGACAGCUGUAGUGAAACUGGAUCAUUAUUAUUUGCUAAGGAACGGAUUGCAAGGAUGUGGGAUGGCUUCUCAGUGGAUGACUACAUCCCCCCCAGGAAGCACAGCCUGCCCAGCGCAGCGGCUGCCAGGACAACAUGGAAGCAGAAGGCAUGGUCACCAAAAAUCACCGUGCCCAAGCCCUUCCAGAUGACAAUUAGAGAAGCCAGAAAAAAAGAACAGAAUGUCAAAUCCAAGUCACAGAUCGAAAUGGAAAAUAACCUACUGAAGAAGCAGCUGGAGGAAGAGGCAGAGUGUCAGAAAAAGUUCCGAGCCACUCCAGUGCCUGCUGCCGUCUUCCUGCCGCUCUACCAUGAAAUUGUGCAAAGGAAUGAGGAGCGCAGGAAGUCUGUGAAGGAGAGGAGCAAACUCAGGCUCUUGGCUUCUCAGAAACCAUUUAAGUUCAUUGAAAGAGAGAAGCAAAGGGAUGAAAUUAGAAAAAUGCAAUUAAGAGACCUUUCCACACCUGCAAAGAAAACAAAACCAUUCAAAGCAAAACCAGUUCCCAGAUACAUUUAUAGCCCGUCUGUCAGAGACAGGCUACAGGAGGAAGAGCUCUACAGAGAGAUCCGGAUUAGAAUGAGAGCUGAGGAGCUGCUGCGAAAUGCAUCUCUGCCCACCAGCAGGCUGGCUCCCAAGGAUGUCAACAAGAAGAAGAAACACAAGUGUGCUGAACCAAAGGAAAUGGAGCACAAACCCAAGAUCCAACCCAGAGUUCCAGAUUUUGACCGACUACACCAGAAGUUUCAGAAACGGCUCCGGCAGAAGCAGCAGGUGAAACACCUCACGGUCUGUGAGCCGUUCCAUCUCCGUACUCCAUACAUUCCUUCAAACAAGGGGAAGGUUUUGAGAGACAUUCAGGAGGAUGAAGAAAGGCUAAAAGAAACACGCUGGCCAUACGCCUCUCCGAGACGCAAACCCCAAACCAGACAGUCAAGUGCAAAUUCACCUCUCUCAGGGUCUGGAGAAUCCAAGUCGCCAAAAGUCACACAGUCCUCACAACGAAGGCUGCAGGCCCUAAGGAAUUCACAUGAGGAAAAGAGAAGGCUGGAAGAACAACAGAAAAGAAAUAGAACAAAGCAGAAACAAAGAACAAAAAAACUGCAGAAAAUUGUAACGACUCGGGCUGAGGCCAAUGACCCCCAUCAGAGCCUUGCUCAGGUCUCUGAAUCCAAACUAAAGGCAUUCAGGAACUCCUCAAAGCAGAGAAUGCAGGAGUAUUUGCAAGAAUUACAAGAAAUGGAAGAAAGAGUAAACCAAAGGCCAUUGCUCUUGGAAAGAGUAACUCAGAAUAAUGCCAGAAUAGCUGCAGAAAAAUAUUAUUCUAACAGACUGAGAGCUCUGGGGGUAUGCCCAGACUUUGUUUCAAAGAAAGGACAAACAUCUAAAUUGCUAGAGUGCUACAGUGCUGAAGAUUUUGAUGCCAAAGAAAGAGUCAAGUAUAAAGUGAAAGAAAGGGAAUUCUUUGAGGAAGCAGACAGCAUCAGUCCUCAAUCUGAGCAAUCCUUUGAGGAAGAGAAGAGAAUAGGCAUCAGAACCUCCAUCUCAGAUGGUGAAUCCACUGAGAGGAAGGAAGAGACACAAGCCAGCCCUCAAGUUCAGCAGCAUCACUGUGCAGGGGAGGCCAGGUCCAACCCCACCUCCAACCAGCACUGUGAAGAAGAGGAGCAGAAAGAGGAAAAGGAGGAGGAGGAAGCAAAGGCAGGCCUUCUGCCCAGACAUUCCCUAGAGGAAGAGAAUGAAGAAGAAGAGGAUGGGUCAAGACCCAGCUCUCAGUCUGAUCGAUCCCAUGAGCAGCAAGAGGAGAGUCAGUCAGACCCUGAAGCUGAGGGUGCUUUCCAAUAUGAGGACGAGGAAUAUGAAAGCGAUGAUUCUGAAGAGAAGCCCAAUGACGAUGAGGCUGACUGAAGGGAAGGCAGAUAGAUUCCACAGCACCAGGCUGCCCUAUUUCAUUGCUGGCAUUGAAAUAGACACCAAAACCAUGGUUUUUUGCUACUAACAUUAAAAACUGUGAAUUUAAAACUUAGCUUAACUGUCUUUCCAGCACAGAAGCUAUGUUGAUUUUCCAAUAUGAAAUUAAGUUAUUCAUUGCUACCAAGAAAAAAAAAAAAAUCAGUUGUUUUACAUUCCUCUUCUUUAUUCUGGACUUCAGUGACACUCAUGCACUUCUGUUCCUAAAAUGAACAGCAACCAGUGUUUAAAAAUGUCUUGUGUACUGUGUUGUUAAGUACUGAGGUCUUAGUACAUCCAGCAGUAACUUGCUCUUGCCUCCCAGUUUCAAACACCAGGGCCCUUUCAGGCUCUGUUCCUAUGGUAUCAUCAAGGAUGGCAAUGAAGGAACAAGGGUUUGUUGUGCAAGACCUCAGGUUGUGUUUAGUACAGCAGCUACAAUAAAGACAACCACAGUCAGACAAAAUAGCCAAGUUCAUCUGCUUGGCUCCUCCCUCCUGUUCACUCCCACCAACAAGCUGGAUUGGCUCAGCAAUGGUCCAGGAGAGCACCAGGGUCAGAAAAGUAGGUGGUGACUACUUUUGGAAGAAACAAGCUGUUAGAUGGGUCAACGUGAAUGUUUUGUGCAGCUAAUAUAGGAAUAGUAUUACUGUUACUGAAGGCUUGGCACAUAGAGGAGAAAAAAAUGCACUAGAAUAUAUUGAGAACCAUCAUUUUUAGUUUCCACUGAGCUCUAGCAAUGACAGACAAGUGAGGCAGAAGAAUAAAGUCAGUAGAAUAGCUCAAGGGAAAAAAAAAGCAUCAUUCUGCAGAUUACUACCCAACUGAAAUAGGAAGUUGUGCUCUUUCACCUGUUUUGUUCAGAAGAGCUCUUUUGCGAUCACAUAAAACUACCAUUAACAUAAUAAGUGCUGACAUUAACCUUCACACCUCCUUAUAGAGACAGUCAAGGGAUACCGUGAAAAGAGAACUUUAUAACUUCAGGUAAACACGCACCCCUACUCAGGGCUUCAGCUACUACUCAACAAAGAACACAAACACAUUAGGAGAGAAAACAAAACUUCCAUAACAAACAGUAGAGAGCAGAGCAUAACUGGCAUCACACAGGCUCUAAAAACACAUUCAUUACGUAGAAAAUGCAAUAUUUGUUGAAGUGACCACACCUGCACAAGCAGCUACAACGACUAAGGAUACACAUUUGGUGUUUCUGUGUUUGCUCUACUCAGGUUUCCUUCCACACUAUACCUGUUAUUAUUUAUUCCUCCUGACUUUGAAAAUCUGUGUCUCAUUGUUUAGAUUUUCUUUUUAAUUUAUUUUUCAUGUGUGGCAUAACUAAUACAAAUUUGAAUUUUUUUUUUUUAACUCAAAAUCUCCAUUCCACAUCUGUCUUAUUAAAAUAAGAAUCACUGCCUCAAAAUGAAAAUCAUAGUUGACAAUCUUGCCAUACUUGACAGCCCCACAACAUAACUCGAGGUUUGUUUGCUUGUGGAAGUUUAGUCUUUAGUUCUGAAAAGUUGUACAAUAAACUACUGAGUCAGGUAUUACUGACACACAAUCACACAAUACUGCUGCAGUCUCUUUAUUGAACCAGUUUUUGAGUUGUUUUGAAAGAAGGCAGAAAAGCUUUAGAUUGUGUUUUCUCAUACAGAGACUAUUUCAAAUCCAAGACAUUCAAAUCAGUUUUUAAAACCUGAUAGCACAUAAAUUUUGAGUUUUCUAAAGAGUAUAACUAUAUAAUCAAGCCAUUAGGAUAGAGUAUAAGAAACACUACCAAAAGCCUUCCUUGAACUAGGAGGUAGAAAGAACAACUUUAAGAUGAGUAGAUUUGAAGAAUACACAGAUAAAUGGGAUUACAAGAAAGAGUCAGCACAGUUUUGAAGGUUACACCUCAGUUUUCCUAGCAUUACUAAAGCAGCCAAGCAGAACUAUGUAAUCAAACGUGAUCCAGCUGAAGAUGCUUUACCCUAAGUUUUCAAGGUGUAUUGAACAAUCUGCUAUCAAUAGAUCUUAAUUAAAAUAAAUACCACUGUAAAAGAAAAACAGUACUCAUGAAUUAGCAGUUACUCAAGCCGUAGGAAAAGACAAGAUCAAUUUUACUGCCUGUCAUCAGGGUCUGGGGAUCAGAGAGGAGGCAAAGAGGCAUGGAGAGCUUAGGUGUCCCUUCCCAGGGGCACACUGACCAGAGCCAAGGAAGCAGCAGACACCUGGCGCCUACUGCAGGCCUACUCCAGGAGACACAGCUGGAGAAGUGUCAGGGGAUGCAGAGCCAGAGCACCACAAAUGAAAACUAUAUGCUUGUAAAGGAGAAGCAGGAAUAAAUCUACCGAUCUAAUACAGCAAUUUAACAAAGACUUAAUGAGAUCUGAAAUGGCAAAGCGCAUUUGAUUAUUUACUGCACAGAAAGUAGCAUUAAGGACUUAUCCAGGAAGCUUUCAUGUUGAAUCAUAAGGUUCAGAGUUGAUCUUCUUGCUUCCUGCACACUUUCUCAAACAAGCAAUAUACUGUGUCUAUUUGGUAUUGAAAUUGAACAUUUGCAAAAUGCCUUCUGAAAUAGGAUAUUAUCAUAGUAAUUCUCCUCUCUGGUUACAGCAGUAUUACACUUGGUGUUACAGCUGGAAAGGUUAUCAUGGUGAAAAUAGGAAAAGAAACAAACAAGGAAGGAAUGCUCACCUGUACCUGAAGAUCUAGGUUCACAGGAAGGACUCCACAGAGGCAGGAUUUCUAGCAAGAGAACCUUCCCCGGGUAGCAGUCAGCCCUUAAAUGGGAUCUAAGAGAGGUGCAGCCAGGCUCCACCCCUUCUGCUCACACAGCUGAAUUGCCUUCACCUGUGCUGCCAGGUCCUUUCUCCAGGUGCUCAAUCAGUGGCUCAGGCUGUGACACAGCAGUUCCACACAAGCAGACAAUAAAAAUUAGCAGUACAUUUUCAAAGGACUCACAGCAUAAAUUCCAGUUAUCACUGGGGGUUUUCUAUUGAGAAUAUGCUCUCAAAAGGAAAACAAGACCAAUAGCAUACAGAGUAACUACUUUGAUUUCAACAGAGAAUGAUCUGCAGGCAUUCCCUGUUAGCUAGUUCUUUAAAACAGAAGUUACAGAGAAUAUUUGUAUCCAGAUUUAUAUUCUCUCCCAGGUACCUGCUGGGAAAUUCAAAUUUUCAAUUUCAAAUUAAAAAAACAAUGCAAUAUUCUUGCAGACCUCUCUCGCAUAGAAACACUACCAGGUGUUUGCAGAAAUCAUACCAAGGAUAUUUCAUGUACUUUCACACGUGUAUUUGUUGUGAAGGCAAAAUUGCUUACUAAAGUAUGACCAGCUCGUAUGUGUAUAGGAGCUGUAAAAAACACAUCAAACUGUAAAUAACUAAAGCCACACUAGAAUGAGGUGGAUCCUGUGUGUGAAGUCUGUAAUACUGACUGACCCUUGUUUGGCAUCUUCAUAAUUUUCACAGCACUCUGAGGUUCCACACUGAUGAUUAUGUUUUUCACCUGACCUCACAUCACAAUACAGUGCAAGGCAAAGAAAGCAGCACCAGCACAGGUGAAAGCAGAAAAGAAUCUGUAAGACUCCAUCAACACCUGUGAAGUAUUAUCACCAGAACAAAUAGCUGUAGACCACUUGAUUACGGGGUUCUCCCCAAAAUAUCCAGGCUCUCCCUGCAGGACUUUGGCCAGAGGGCAGCCAGCAUACAGCUGGAGAUCAGACAUUGCAGGGUCCCUGGAAGAAGAGCUGCUUUAUUAUAAUUAGCAAAAACUGUCUACAGACCUCUUUGAUGAUCAUCUUCUGACUUUAGCCCGUAAAUCACAUGAAAGCAAACAUCGGCAAAACUCCCUGCUUUGUGAAUCGGAACAGGAAAAUGAAGACCAUAAGUCUAAAUCUGUAGAAAAGGGAACAAGCAGAAACUUAUCGUUCAUGACUUUGUCCCUUAACAUUUAUAUGAAAUAAACAUGCCUUUUUGUUAAUCAGGUCAUUUUCAGCAUUUUGGGGGGGGGGGGGCAGAGGGGGAGGAACAAAAAAUAUUCCUUCCAACUAAGAUCUUAAUCUAUUUCACAAACAGCCAACAAAAGCUCACUAUGGCACUAGAAACCAACCAAGCCCCCAGACCACAGGAAUGUCUGUUUUUUGCUUGAAGCUUACUAUAUGCAAGAAAAAAAAAUGGAACAUAGUGAGUUUCUAAGCCACAUAAUAUAGCAUCACAAAUACUUCUCAAGGGAGGCAAGCUCCAGCUUUGUUAAAGCAGAGAGAAGGUGAUGGCUGUUAGCCAAAGAUGUGAGGACCUGCUGCUUGGCUCCCUGCUCAAACACACAUUCUCUGAAUGAAGAGACUACGUGGUCUCCUUGCGCUUCUCCAAUCAGCUAUUAUCAGUGUGCUGACCUCAAAAUCUUGUAAAGAGCUGUACAGUAAGCAUCCUGCUCACAGCAGGUGGCUUGGGAAGAUAAUAGGACUAAGACAGCCCUAGAGAAUGCACUUUAUAAAAGGUACUACAACCUCUGAAAGACGACAAAGAUAUUCCUCUUCACAGACUUUUGUAUUCUCUGCCUCAGUUUGGUAACUCCCUUGACUUUUAAUACCUGAAGGAGAGUAACUUCACAGCCUACUGCAUCCUGACUCAUUUGCUGACAGCUUCCAAAAGCUGUUCUGCCCCUGAUUAACUUGACAUAAAUGUGAACAAUUGCACAGUGCAGCAUACGGAGCAGCCUGCUGACAGAUUUUCAUGAUCACCAUGAAGGAUCUAAAGGACUUACUGUGUUGUAAAGAGCAAACAUUUUAGGGCAGCAACCUGACUUCCAAGCUUCCAAAU
Molecule: messenger RNA, 7427 nt
Organism: Phasianus colchicus (ring-necked pheasant)
Lineage: Eukaryota; Metazoa; Chordata; Aves; Galliformes; Phasianidae
Source: RefSeq, a predicted model, not a curated record